AUGUUUAUAGAGGUAGCUCAGGGCAUUCGACACAUUUCAGUCUGUUUGUCUGUACAAAAGGACUCCGUGUUGUUCAUGGUGUUUUUGGGAUUGGGCAUUCUUAUGUGUGCGGUGAAUCGGUUGUUCCUCAAUGCGGAAAAAUUUCUUGUGUCCAGAGAUUGGGUAGUUGUGAUCAGCGACGAUGACACGCUCUCCAGUUUAAAUGCUAUAUUAACAUCUUUGGAUCAACUUGCAAACGUGAUAUCUCCUAUCAUCACUGGGGUAAACGCAUUUCCUUUUCAAUACCUAGAACAUGGGGACAUAAAAGCGUGAGC
Molecule: messenger RNA, 314 nt
Organism: Strongylus vulgaris
Lineage: Eukaryota; Metazoa; Nematoda; Chromadorea; Rhabditida; Strongylidae
Source: the annotation of a GenBank genome assembly